Melanaphis sacchari is the source of this 2887-nucleotide messenger RNA. It is a transcript of the gene Evi5, whose product is annotated as ecotropic viral integration site 5 ortholog. The coding region runs from base 280 to 2640 and encodes 786 amino acids. The record is from RefSeq and is a predicted model, not a curated record. NCBI's taxonomy places the organism in Eukaryota, Metazoa, Arthropoda, Insecta, Hemiptera, Aphididae. The transcript has 16 exons.
CAUUAUAAUAUAGUAUAUAAUCGUAAUUUAUAAUUAUUUUUUAGUUAUAAGUAUAAUAAUUAAGCUUAUCCGAGUACUUAGAUGUAAAUUGCAAUUUACAAAUGUGUUCGAUCGUGACGUGUCCUGGAAAAUUCUAAUCACAGUUGGGUCAACAAAUUAAAAUUAGUUUCAACUGAUCGUAAUUAUAAUGUCUUCCGACCAUCCAACCACCGGAAAUCCGGUUGAUCACGUCAACCGAAAGUACCCCGAAGUCUUGGCCUCACGGCCUGGACGACUACGAUGAGCCCUCCAGUUAAUUCGUCUGAUAUGUUGGUAUCAUCACAGACAACCACAGAAUUCAUAAAUAACAACCAAAACAACAACAACAACUACAACGACGACUACGUCGACGAUCCUUGUGAAAAACCGGCAUUAACCACCGAAGAACUGGCGCUGUUAGCGAAACUCGAGGAAGCCAAUCGGCUCAUCGAGUCGGAUUCAAAAUCGCUCAAUUCCAUAUCUAACAAUAGCACACAUUCCAGAAAAAGUUCCGAUGCAUCACAAAUCUCACUUGUGUCUGGUACAGGCUCAAGUCAAGAUGGCGAGGAAGAUGUAUGGGGUCUUUGGGGACAAGUUGUUAAUGACUGGGAGAGUUAUAACAAGAAAAAAAAUGCUUACCUCAAGGAAUUAGUUAGAAAAGGAGUACCUCACCAUUUCCGAGGAAUCGUAUGGCAGUUAUUGUGUGGCGCUAAUGAUUCACCAAUCAGAAAACAAUAUCCAGAAUACAUCAAAGCCACGUCGGCAUGUGAAAAAGUCAUUAGGAGGGACAUUGCACGUACCUAUCCUGAACAUGAUUUUUUCAAAGAAAAAGACGGGCUUGGACAAGAAAGCCUAUUUAAUGUCAUGAAAGCGUAUUCAUUACAUGAUCGUGAGGUGGGCUACUGCCAGGGUUCAGGAUUUAUAGUCGGGUUAUUACUAAUGCAAAUGCCUGAGGAAGAAGCAUUUGCUGUUUUUGUAAAGAUAAUGCAAGAUUAUAAAAUGCGAGAUAUGUUCAAACCAACCAUGGCUGAACUUGGUCUAUGCAUGUAUCAAUUAGAAAAUUUGGUUCAGGAUCACAUUCCAGAACUUUAUGUACAUUUUCAAUCCCAAAGCUUCCAUACUAGUAUGUACGCAAGUAGUUGGUUUCUGACAUUGUUCACCACUGCACUUGCAUUACCUACUGCUUGCAGGAUAAUUGAUGUUUUUCUGUCUGAAGGAAUAGAAAUAAUAUUUAAAGUGGCUUUAGCAUUGCUUCAAUUAGGUAAAGAUGAUCUCUUAUGUUUAGAUAUGGAAGGAAUGCUUAGAUUUUUCCAGAAAGAAUUACCUUCUCGUGCUAAUUCUGAUACUGAUGGUCUAAUGGCACAAGCUUUUACCAUUAAAUAUAAUGUUAAACGCAUGAAAAAAUUAGAAAAAGAAUAUACAGCUUUUAAGAGUAAAGAACAGGAAGAAAUGGUUGAACUCAAGAAACUUCGUACUGAAAAUCGCUUGUUAAGACAAAAAGUUGAACUACUAGAAGCUGAGUCUAGUGAACUUGCUGGUCUGUUAGUAAGAGGUCAAGUAUCUCGUGCUGAAGAAGAAGAAACAACAUUUAUUGUACAACGAGAAUUAACUGCUUUAAGACAUACACAUUUAGAGACAUCUCACGCUCUAGAAAAUGCUUUGGACGAAAUUAAACAAAUGUCUAUUUUGAUAACAGAAAAUCACAACUCUUGUCAAUCAUCUCUGGAUGAGCUUUCGAUAAAACAAGAACAGUUAUCACUUAAAGAAGAAAUGAUCAGUGAUCUUCAAGAAGAAUUGGUCAAAGUUAGAUUACGAGAUGCUGAAAACGAGGCUGCAAUACGUGAUCUAAAAGAUAAAAUUGGAGAAUUAGAACAUGACAAGAAAACUCUUCGAGAAUCAGUCGUAGACAAUUCAGUUGCACAUCUUCAAGAAGAAUUAAUUGCUGUGAAAUUGAGAGAAGCAGAAGCCAAUUUAUCUUUAAAAGAUCUCAGACAACGAGUAAAUGAAAUCAACUCUCAAUGGCAAAGGCAUUUACUAGAUAAAAAAAGGAUCGACCCACCUCCUGCGCCUGAUUCAACACCCAAAAAAAUCGGUAAUCUAUUAAACUGGAACAAUGCAGAAACUCAGCGGCUUGAAGAAGAACUUAUGACUUCUAAACUUCGAGAAAUGGAGACUUUGGCUGAAUUAAAAGAACUAAGAUUAAAAGUCAUGGAACUAGAGACACAAGUCCAAGUAAGUGGAAAUCAAUUAAGAAGGCAAGAUGAUGAUAAUAAAGCUGUGCGUGAACAGUUAGAAUUAGCUGAAACUAAACAAAGAGAUAUAGUAGCAAAACUUAGGGAACAACAGAAUAAGUAUACUGACUUAGAAUCUAAAAUGAAACAUGACAUGAUUUCAUCAAGGAUACGAGAAGCUGAGCAUGCUCAAAUAGUGGCAGAAUUAAACCAAAAAAUUUCAAGAUUAGAAGUUAAAAAUGAAGAAAUGGUAACUGAAGGUGAACUUCGAAAUAACUCAUUAGACGACAGUGAUAAAGUCAAAGAACUUCAAGAUAAGGUUGCUGAUCUUAAAGCAGAACUGCUCUCACCGACCACACCAGAUGUUGAACCAUGGAAAUGGUUAGGCUGACACAGUUAUGCGACUUGAAGCAUGGAAACAACGUUGGGUGAACAACGGCAACACUAUCGGCAAGACUGAGAGGUCAGCAUCAGUAGAUACUACUGAGAGUGAAAUAGAUGACUCAGCAGAUCUGCAUUUGCGGUUGUCUAAUUGAACCUGUUUCCUAUCAUCUGUCCUUAAUAACAAAGUUAUAUUAUUGACAAAAAAAUACCCAAGUACAUUCUUUUUUUAAUUAUUUUAUAUUUUAAUUUCCAUU